AUGGCUGAAGAACGAGAUUUCGCCACAGAGGCACUCGCGCCUGAAGUCGAUGUUCCCUCUCCCAGCGACCCUGUUCCUCCGUUUCCUCGACAGACCUCAAGCCCCGUCGUCCUUCCCUCCCGCGAAUCGUCAGGACCCGGCUUGUCUGCCUCCUCCACACACCUGGGCCAGAUCAAUGCUGCGCGCCGGGGUGGGCCUUCACCACACCAACAGCCGUCAAUGAGCUCACAAGGAUCCAGCGGAUUAAACCCAGACCUCAUGGCAAAAAUGAAGGCAUUCUCAUUAUCCCGCCAAGGUGCCCCAGUGCCACAAACUGCUGCUUCGACGGGGCACAUCCCCAUGGCUCAAGGAAACGGUGCAGGCGGCGCAUUUGCUGGCGGCAUGCCCCAGAGUGCCGCACGGCCCAGUCCUCCAAAUUGGUCAUCUUCCCCUGCCAUCCCCGCCACUGGCUCUAAUUCUUUAUCGCCUCGGCCGGGUGGGCUAGCAGCGAAGCGCAUGAAACCAGGUCUCAAGCUAUCGGAUGUCACUGGUUCGCCCAGUCCUGCAGCAGGUAAGGAUCAAAAGCAGGGCGAACAAAAUGGGGAGAGUGCCUUCAGCAAAUACUCCGAGUUUAUCGACACGAAAGAGGGCACUUUGAACUUCAAAAACAAAGCUAUUCUACACGGAGGUGGUGUCGAGUUUUCGUCAGGCCACAGCUUUAAGAUCUCUCUGGAUGAAGUUGAUCGCUUGGAAGAAUUAGGCAAGGGUAAUUACGGAACGGUCUAUAAGGUUCGACACACUCGCCCGCAUCUACGAAAACCCGGUUUGGGGCUGGGUGGCAUUGUCAGCCGGCCUCCAGGCCACGACGAACCGAGUCCGGAAUCCGGGAACCAACUCUCGGGCGUGGUCAUGGCCAUGAAGGAGAUUCGCUUGGAAUUGGACGAAGCCAAGUUUGCACAAAUCAUCAUGGAGUUGGACAUUCUACACCGCUGUAUCUCUCCAUUCAUCAUCGAUUUCUACGGUGCCUUUUUCCAGGAAGGUGCAGUCUACAUGUGUGUUGAGUUCAUGGAUGGCGGCUCGAUCGACAAGCUCUACGAAGGUGGUGUUCCCGAAAACGUUCUGCGGAAGGUGGCUCUGUCUACCAUCAUGGGAUUGAAAUCAUUGAAGGAGGACCACAAUAUUAUUCACCGCGAUGUGAAACCUACCAACAUCCUUGUCAACAGCAAGGGCCAAGUCAAGAUCUGCGACUUUGGUGUUAGCGGAAAUCUGGUCUCUAGUAUUGCGAAGACCAAUAUCGGUUGUCAGAGUUAUAUGGCACCUGAACGAAUCGCAGGAGGCGGAAUGCAACAGUCGGGAGCGCCGAGUGCCGGCACAUACAGCGUGCAAAGCGACGUCUGGAGUUUAGGCUUGUCCAUCAUCGAAUGCGCCAUGGGCCGAUACCCAUACCCACCGGAAACAUUCAACAACAUUUUCAGCCAGUUACACGCUAUCGUCCACGGAGAUCCCCCAACACUACCCGAAGGAUUCUCUGAAGAAGCGCACGCAUUCGUCCGGGCCUGUCUCGACAAGAACCCGAAGAACCGACCAACUUACGACAUGCUAAUCCGACACCCUUGGCUAGCCUCUCUCAUGCAGCCACCUACCGAGUCUGGUGAUGACAGCGCCCCACUACCCGAGGAGUCCGGCUCCGGCGAUGCCGCUUCAUCCGCCAUCACAGAGGACAAAGAAGUGGCUGAGUGGGUCAACAAGCAAAUCAAACUCAAGGAAGAUGGCUUGCUACAUAUGUCCGAAAAACCGGCACUUCAUGCCGUGGCGCUGGAUAAGGUCGGCACGGCCCCUUCCGAGGGUGAUCCGCACGCUCCGUCGCAAAAUGACUGA
Molecule: messenger RNA, 1857 nt
Organism: Penicillium concentricum
Lineage: Eukaryota; Fungi; Ascomycota; Eurotiomycetes; Eurotiales; Aspergillaceae
Gene: pbs2
Product: mitogen-activated protein kinase kinase PBS2
Exons: 2
Coding region: 1-1857 (618 amino acids)
Biological process (GO): cellular hyperosmotic response; MAPK cascade; protein phosphorylation
Molecular function (GO): ATP binding; MAP kinase kinase activity
Source: RefSeq, a predicted model, not a curated record